GGAAAGACGGGGUACCCCUCCCAUCCCUGCCUGACCUGCACGCUAGCAAAACCCAACGCGUCUACCGAACGCGUCUAAGUGGUAGCUGCUGCCAUAACCCGCCCAUUCCUGUUCCCCAAACUUCAGCCCGGACUGGAGGCUGGGAUGGUGGAGGCCUGAGUUUCCCAGCGACCGCUUCAAAGGACUCCACUGGGGGUCGGAGGAGAGCGCUGGGGUGCCGACGGGGUUCCCUCAGACCCCCGCGCUCACAGCCCUGCCACCCGCGCGCCCUCUGCGCGGGCCAGAGGCGCACCCAGGAGGGCGCUCGGAGAAGCCGCCAACUUUGCCGGCUCACUCCGCACACCCGCACGUCCACCGCCACGAGGCCCGCGUGGGCAACGGGCUCCGCGGCGCUGCUCAGGCGCACGGGGCGCCGCUCAGUGUCUUCGUGGACCUGUGCGUGGCCGUGAAACGCCGCUCCCCGCGCGGAGGGGUAGGGGUGGCGGGGAAAGAGGAAUGUCGCCGGCUGGGCGCUCACGUGGGUGCGUGGGCGCGGAGAGGGCUGGCGGUGCAUCCGGCGUGGGCGGCCUGGAGCGACCUCGCCCCGCCCUCUGGGUCCCCAAGCCCGCCUUCCCCGGCCUGGCCUCGGUCACCCCAGUCCCCACUUUGGCGCCCCGGCUUUGAGUCUACGCCCCCGCCUCCAGCUCCACACCCCGUCCCGUCCCCUCCCCCCAAGUCUCCGCCUUUCUCCGUCUCUCCACCGCGGGCUCGAAGCCCGGGCGCCCGCCCCCCGCCCCCGGCCUCCGCCCCCGGCUCUACCCACGCCCUCCGCCCGCCCGGCAGCCAGCGCCGCGCCGGGCCUCGCUCCCCGUGCGUCCUGCGGGGGCGGAGGCGCGGAGAGGCGGCGAGCGCAGCCGGGGAGGGGGGUGGGGGGCAGAGGCACAGACAGAGUCGCGGAGGCUCGGAGAGGAGACGUGGAGGGAGGGACGCAGCCCGGACAGCGGCGGACACGGCCUCCCACGCGGAGAAGAUCGCAGCGAGCAUCGGGCGCCGGGCGCCGGACACCGAGAGGGGCAGCCCUUGGUGGUCUCCGGCCGUCCAUGCACAGAGCGCCCUCGCCCACUGCCGACCAGCCGCCGGGCGGAGAGGACAGCGCCCGCCGGACACCGCAGCCCAGACUCAAGCCUAGUGCCCGAGCCAUGGCACUGCCUCGGACACUAGGGGAGCUGCAGCUGUACCGGGUCCUGCAGCGCGCCAAUCUCCUUUCCUACUAUGAGACCUUCAUCCAGCAGGGAGGGGACGACGUGCAACAACUGUGCGAAGCGGGUGAGGAGGAGUUCCUGGAGAUCAUGGCGCUUGUGGGCAUGGCCACCAAGCCUCUCCAUGUCCGACGCCUGCAGAAGGCACUGAGAGAGUGGGCCACCAAUCCAGGGCUCUUCAGCCAGCCAGUGCCUGCUGUGCCCGUCUCCAGCAUUCCGCUUUUCAAGAUCUCUGAGACCGCGGGCACCCGGAAAGGGAGCAUGAGCAACGGUCAUGGCAGCCCAGGGGAAAAGGCUGGCAGUGCUCGAAGUUUUAGCCCCAAGAGUCCCCUUGAACUUGGAGAGAAGCUGUCACCAGUGCCUGGGGGACCUGGGGCAGGAGAUGCCCGAAUGUGGCCAGGCCGGAGCACACCAGAGUCUGAUGUCGGGGCAGGAGGAGAAGAAGAGGCUGGUUCGCCCCCCUUUACCCCACCUGCAGGGGGAGGAGUCCCUGAGGGAACAGGGGCUGGGGGUUUGGCAGCCCCUGGGGCUGGGGGUGCUCCUGAUAGACUCGAGCCAGAGAUGGUACGCAUGGUGGUGGAGAGUGUGGAGAGGAUCUUCCGGAGCUUCCCGAGAGGGGAUGCUGGGGAGGUGACAUCCUUGCUAAAGCUGAACAAGAAGCUGGCACGGAGCGUGGGGCACAUCUUUGAGAUGGAUGAUAAUGACAGCCAGAAGGAGGAGGAGAUCCGCAAAUACAGCAUCAUCUAUGGCCGCUUCGACUCGAAGCGCCGGGAGGGCAAGCAGCUUAGCCUGCAUGAGCUGACCAUCAAUGAGGCUGCUGCCCAGUUCUGCAUGAGGGACAACUCGCUCUUACUGCGGAGGGUGGAACUCUUCUCCUUAUCGCGCCAAGUGGCCCGAGAGAGCACCUACCUGUCGUCCUUGAAGGGCUCCAGGCUCCACCCUGAAGAAUUGGGAGGCCCACCACUGAAGAAGCUGAAACAGGAGGUUGGAGAGCAAAGUCACUCUGAAAUCCAGCAGCCUCCCCCAGGCCCUGAAUCCUAUGCACCCCCAUACCGCCCCAGCCUGGAAGAAGACAGCGCCAGCCUGUCUGGGGAGAGCCUAGAUGGACACUUGCAGGUGCCCAUGCCCACAGCUGUGGGGUCAUGCCCAAGGCUGACGCCGCCCCCUGCUGACCUGCCUCUGGCAUUGCCAGCCCAUGGGCUGUGGAGCCGCCACAUCCUGCAGCAGACACUGAUGGAUGAGGGGCUGCGGCUAGCCCGCCUCGUCUCCCAUGACCGCGUGGGCCGCCUCAGCCCCUGUGUGCCUGCAAAGCCGCCUCUCGCAGAGUUCGAGGAUGGGCUGCUGGACCGGUGCCCUGCCCCAGGACCCCAUCCAGCUCUGGUGGAAGGUCGCAGAAGCAGCGUGAAAGUGGAGGCUGAGGCCAGCCGGCAGUGAGGGGUGGACUGGUACCCUCUCACCCAGGCCCUGGGGUUUCUGGCUCCCACAGAUCCCUACUCUCUCCAUCCCUGGUCUCUAGUCACAACUCUGGAUCCUUCCGCUGCCCUUCUCCUGCCUCCCCACUUGCUCCAUGGGCAUAAAACUAUGGGGCUUCAAGCAAUAACGAGCAGGGGCCUGGCAAGAGGACACGACGAGGGCGAGUUCUGCCCCUCACCCUUGCCCACAGCACGGGGGCAGGGACUCUGCCUCCAGGGCAUCUGGAGUUCUCCCCUCACACAACACACUCCCAUUCCCUCUAGUGUGAACCAGUGGUGUGAGCAGUUGGACUCAGUUUGGAUAUGGGGGAAAGGGGAACUUCCCUGGGAAGGUCCAGCAGCUAAAAAUGGAAAUGUUUCCCCCCAGAAAUGGGGGCCUGGGGACACUGGACCUGCUCUUCCUCCCCUCUGCUCCCCCAUUUUUGUGCUUCUAGUUUGUUUCUUUAAUUUAACAAGUGCUGCAGUUCACCCUCCCAUGCCCAUCUUUUCCCCCAAGUCCCAGCAGUUCUUUUCCUCCUGUCCUGCCCUCUCUGGGGGUGGGGUGGGGGGUGGAUGUGGGGUCCCUUUCAUCAGCCCCCACGGGAGGCCUGGGUUGGACUCAGUGUCUCCCGCAGCUGGGGGCUGGACCACAGCAUCUGUCUGAGCGGUUAGAGCGUUUUUCUUUUCAGAUCGUGUACAGUAGAUUAUUUAUUUUGUUAUUUUGGAAUAAAAUUUAUUUUAUGGCUUAUGA
Molecule: messenger RNA, 3440 nt
Organism: Myotis daubentonii (Daubenton's bat)
Lineage: Eukaryota; Metazoa; Chordata; Mammalia; Chiroptera; Vespertilionidae
Gene: NAB2
Product: NGFI-A binding protein 2
Biological process (GO): negative regulation of DNA-templated transcription
Cellular component (GO): nucleus
Molecular function (GO): transcription coregulator activity; transcription factor binding
Source: RefSeq, a predicted model, not a curated record